CUCGAGUUGCGUGGAAACGAAAUUUUGGCGGAAUUUGCGUGUUUUUAAGCCACCACAGUGUUCUAGAAACGCUCACGUAAGCGAAAGUUCAUCUUUAUCCGCCCAAUCGAUAUUAAUACUUUAUGAUGAUUGCGUCAGAAAACGGGAAAAACAAGAAUACAACUGUUGUGCCCAUGUGAUGAUAUCAUUUCUUUUGGCCCAAGGCACUGUUGACCUUUACCUCAUCUUUGAAGACAAUUCGCACGAAACAAAUUUAUAGUCGUCAUAGCUUACGACUUCCUCUGUUUUGAACAGAGCAGUCAAAAACUAAAACUAUGAGAGUGUCAGUUCGUUUUAACGGAAAGUGGUUUGUUGUUCCAUGCGGGGAAGGCAAAACUUCAAUCCAGUGGCUUAUCAAGGAGACACUUCGACGAGCGUGCGACACAAAUGACUCAGAAAAAUGUGCGAAAGAUUUCGAAGCUACUUUGGCUCAAAGUGGAGGAAGUUUGCAUCCAAACGAUUCCAUUUAUGAAGUUCUAAACGACAGCGACUUUGUUCAUAUUUUCGAAAUUGGAGCCACAGGAGAGAAUGACCAUAACUCACCAGAUGUUAUUUUAAGUGGAAAGGUGGAAAAGGCUUUGGAACAUGAACAGUUUGUAGAGCUUGAUGGCUGUUCGUUGUCCACUGAAACUCUUGUUGCCUUGGGAAACGGCGAGUUUAAAAUAAAGCUUUCGAAAGAAGCUGAAAACGCGGUGAACAAAUCAAGGAAAUUAUUGGACGGCAUUGUUCGAGAAAACAAAGUGGCGUAUGGCGUGACAACGGGCUUCGGAAUGUUUGCAAGGGUAGUAGUCCCUACAGAAAAACUUGAGGAACUGCAAGAGAAUCUCAUAAGAUCGCACGCUGCAGGUGUGGGCAGACCCUUGUCAACGAAGCACACAAGGAUGCUGUUUGCUCUGAGGAUUAACGUUUUAGCGAAAGGCCACAGGUUGGUGGAACUCUUUAUAACAGAGUUAUUAAGGAGUAAUGUUACGUUGUUGUCGUGGCAGGUCCUAAAGGCUUAUGGAUUGGAGCGUUUACAGCUGCAACCUAAAGAAGGACUAGCUCUGAUUAACGGUACUCAGCUGAUAACGUCUCUUGGUGCUGAAGCCGUGGAACGUGCUCGAAUGAUUGCGAGGCAGGCCGACAUAAUUGCCGCCAUGUCGCUUGAAGUAUUGAAGGGAACUACACGAGCCUUUGAUGUUUUAAUCCAACAAGUGCGCCCACACGUUGGCCAGCGUCGUGUCGCAGAGAGACUGCGCUCUCUUCUUCAUUCAAGUGUGUAUCCGUCAGAGAUUGCAGAGAGUCACAGGUUUUGCAACCGCGUCCAGGACGCGUACACUUUACGCUGCUGUCCGCAGGUCCAUGGGAUCGUGAAUGACACCAUCGAUUUCGUACAGGAUGUGAUCACAACAGAAAUGAACAGUGCCACAGACAACCCAAUUGUCUUUGCUGAUCGGGGCGAGAUCUUGUCCUGCGGAAACUUUCAUGGUGAAUAUCCGGCCAAGGUGUUAGAUUAUCUGGCAAUAGGUGUCCAUGAGUUGGCUAACAUGAGUGAAAGGAGAAUAGAACGACUCGUAAAUCCAGCCCUGAGUGAGCUCCCAGCAUUUCUUGUUAAGGAAGGAGGUUUCAAUUCCGGUUUCAUGAUGGCACACUGUACGGCUGCAUCUUUAGUUUCAGAGAAUAAAGUCCUUUGCCACCCCUCCUCAGUUGAUUCGUUGUCCACAUCUGCUGCCCAAGAGGAUCACGUGUCUAUGGGAGGAUUUUCCGCCAGAAAAGCUCUUAACGUGGUUAAAAAUGUUGAAAAAGUCCUUGCUAUUGAAUUGUUAGCGGCUUGUCAAGGAAUCGAGUUUUUGCGGCCAUUGAAGACAACAGAACCAUUAGAAGCUGUUCACUCAUUGGUUCGGAAAGUUGUAAAGCCGUGGGACAAAGACCGUUUCAUGGCGCCCGACAUAGAGGCUGUGUUGAAGCUUGUGAAGAAAGGAAAGAUCUGGGAAGUGGCGUCACCAUUUAUGACGCAUUACCAAAGCACCACCAGAUGUCAACAGGAGCUCCCAACUAACAUUAUGUCUCCUACUGCAAGUACUCUAUCGGUUGACACUCCUCCCCUUAAGAAGAUCAAGCUAAAUAAGGAAUGAAAUGGAUGUUAAAAGCUUACCAGCGUCGUGGGCGUUGUGUGUAGCGGAAAUGCUUUCUUCUUCUUUUGUGAUCAAAUCACAGAUAACUUGUAAAUAUCAUUACUUGCUGCCUCUGAUUUUAAUGCGCCGUUUAGCGUGUGAGGCGAAAAAAAUUGGAAAUACACAGAGCAAAAAGCAAACAGACAGGGGCAUGCGCUCUCAGUAAUUUAGCAAUAUACUUUAUUCGCGUUCUCGUUGGUCCCUUUUGGUCAUGUGUUAGAUUGCACUCUCGGUGCUGGCCAAAAGAUAAGCAGGCUCUGAAGACGAGAUUGACAUCGCAUAGCAAACUACAUGUUAAUUGAAUAUUUUGUUGUGAUGUCUUAGAAAUUACUUGGUUUUGUCUACUUGUGCAUCGGUUUCGAGUAAUUUAGAAUGUUUUCAAAAUUCAUUUACAGGCGAGAAAUAUGGUUUUAUGGAAAACAUUAAUUUAUUUUAAAAUUGAAUGAAGAAUUCUCAUUUAUUUACUCCAUUCUUGACUUCUAGGUUGAGUUAAUUCUCAAGUCGCAAGAAAAAUAUCUGAAUCGUAGUGUUGUGGUUUUUUGUCGUCGAUAGAUGUUAAGUUAACACUUUGUCAAACUUUCAAGUAUUACCUAUCCUGACAGAAGCUCUUUGGCUGGCUAAGGUUUUUGUUAAUAUUAUUUAUAAGAUAUGUUUAUUCCCGUUAUGUGAAAAGAAAAAAAAAUUCAUAAAACAAACU
Molecule: messenger RNA, 2889 nt
Organism: Pocillopora damicornis (cauliflower coral)
Lineage: Eukaryota; Metazoa; Cnidaria; Anthozoa; Scleractinia; Pocilloporidae
Product: histidine ammonia-lyase
Biological process (GO): L-histidine catabolic process
Cellular component (GO): cytoplasm
Molecular function (GO): histidine ammonia-lyase activity
Source: RefSeq, a predicted model, not a curated record